UCGCAGAGGCGGCGCGGACAUGGCUGCGCUGGUGGAGCCGCUGGGGCUGGAACGGGAAGUGUCCCGGGCAGUGGAGCUCCUCGAGCGGCUCCAGCGCAGCGGGGAGCUGCCCCCGCAGAAGCUGCAGGCCCUCCAGCGAGUCCUGCAGAGCCGCUUCUGCUCUGCCAUCCGGGAGGUGUAUGAGCAGCUCUACGACACGCUGGACAUCACCGGCAGUGCUGAGAUCCGGGCCCACGCCACGGCCAAGGCCACGGUGGCCGCCUUCACAGCCAGUGAGGGCCAUGCACAUCCCAGGGUAGUGGAACUGCCCAAGACGGACGAGGGCCUGGGCUUCAACAUCAUGGGGGGCAAGGAGCAGAAUUCGCCUAUCUACAUCUCCCGUGUCAUCCCUGGGGGUGUGGCUGACCGCCACGGAGGCCUGAAGCGUGGGGACCAGCUACUGUCAGUCAAUGGUGUGAGCGUUGAGGGUGAGCAGCAUGAGAAGGCAGUGGAGCUUCUGAAGGCUGCCCAGGGCUCAGUGAAGCUGGUGGUACGCUACACACCUCGAGUGCUGGAGGAGAUGGAAGCCCGCUUUGAGAAGAUGCGUUCCGCCCGGCGGCGCCAGCAACAUCAGAGCUACUCGUCCUUGGAGUCUCGAGGCUGAAACCACAGAUCUGGACCCUCACCCCCUCCCCUGUACAGUAUUUAUUGUCACCAACUCCUUAUUUAAAGAUCUUUGACCCUC
Budorcas taxicolor (takin) is the source of this 724-nucleotide messenger RNA. It is a transcript of the gene LIN7B, whose product is annotated as lin-7 homolog B, crumbs cell polarity complex component. Gene Ontology annotation, biological process: protein localization to basolateral plasma membrane; maintenance of epithelial cell apical/basal polarity; neurotransmitter secretion. Gene Ontology annotation, cellular component: synapse; cell-cell junction; basolateral plasma membrane. The coding region runs from base 20 to 643 and encodes 207 amino acids. Gene Ontology annotation, molecular function: L27 domain binding. The record is from RefSeq and is a predicted model, not a curated record. The transcript is spliced from 6 exons. Lineage: Eukaryota; Metazoa; Chordata; Mammalia; Artiodactyla; Bovidae.